AUGCAUCUUCCUCCGGGGAACUGCUUCCUGGUUGACUCCCUUGACAUCCCCAUUGUCAAGGAAGCCCAUGCCAAGCCUGAAAUCGUACUGAAGAGCAGAGCCGGAGUGGUGUUCAACAAGGCCACUCCGCAUUUCCUGGUGCCCAAGACCUCCUUCAAGGUCAAGUUCAAAAUCAAGUUCCAGAGAAGCGGCCUGCUGCUGAGCUUCUACGGGCUGAGCCCGAACCUGCACCUGCUGAUCGAUGAGGUGAUAUCCUCGAUCAAGGCACUGGACACGACCGCCUUCAAAAGGGACCUCAAAGUGAGCUUUGCCAUCGUGCUGUCCAACGGUAACUACUCGCAUGAGGAGGCCGCGCGGGUGGCCGGCAAAGUGCUGGCCCACUUCGGGGAGGGCGGGAUGGUGCCGGAGGAACUUCCACUUUACGAAAGCAUACUACCGUGCAGGGGCAGGAAGGUCGUCGCGCUGGGCCUGUACAACCGGGACGAGAAGAACGACCUGCUCGUGCGGUUCUACGCGGUAGGCCGGAAGACGAUCGUGCUGCUUGACGGCAAUUCCUUGACUGUCCCCCAGUUGCACGCAUUGGGGCAGGGCGGACAGGCCCUCGACCUCACCGAGGAGGCCUGGGCUAAGGUCCGCAGGGCCAGGAGUGUGAUCGACCGCAUCAUCGUCCGAAAGAUCGUCUACGGGAUCAAUACUGGCUUCGGAAACUUCGCUAAUGUGAUCAUCUCGCCUGAAAACCUGCGACAGCUGCAGGUCAACCUCAUUAGGUCUCAUGCGACUUGCGUUGGAAGACCGUUGUCCUUGCCCCUCACCCGCCAAAUGUUCGCCCUUCGAAUCAACACGCUAGCCAAAGGCCGCAGUGGCAUCUGCGAGACGAACUUCAGGAAGAUGGUGGCUGCUUUCAAUGCAGACUUUCUGCCCAAGGUGCCUGAGCAAGGCAGUGGGGCCAGUGGCGACUUGGCGCCACUGUCACACUUGGCGCUGGGACUGCUGGGAGAGGGAGAGGCGUGGGACAAGGAGGCUGGUUGCUAUCGACCUGCAGGCUAGCUUCUUAAAAAGUUAGGGCUCGACCCGAUCGAGCUUCGUGAGAAAGAAGGGCUGGCCCUGAUCAACGGCACGCAGUUUAUCACGGCGCUGCUGGCGGACGGCCUCUGGAAAAGGGUGGCCGACGAGGAGAUCAAUUCCGCGACUGACAACCCGCUGGUGAUAUUCCAGGAAGACGGGUUCGAGGAGGACGGACUGAUCUCCGGAGGCAACUUCCACGGAGAGUACCCUGCGAAGGCGGCGGACGUGCUGGGAAUGGCGAUGCACCGGCUGGGACUGUGCUGCGAGCGCCGGAUCGCGAGGCUGGUCAACAAGCAAAAAUCAAAGUCCUGGGACUUUCUGGUCGAAAAUGGGGGGAUCAAUAGCGGCUACAUGAUCAUGCAAUGUACUAGCGCGGCUCUUUGCUCCGAGAACAAGGUGCUCGCCGUCCCCGCCUCUACCGACUCCAUCGAGACCUCCGCCGGGCAGGAGGAUCACGUGUCCAUGGAGGGGUUCGCUGCCCGCAAGCUUUUGGCCAUGCUUGACAAUCUCGCCAACAUGUUUGCCAUCGAGUUCAUGUCGGUCUCGCAGGAAAUCGGGCUCACUGGCAAGAAGGUGACCCCAUGCCUUGCAGAGGUGCUGAGGCAGGUCAACGAAAAGGCCCCAUUCUCCGCCGAGGACACCUAUUUCGGACAGCAUAUUGAACCUCUCAAAGCCUCCCUCUUUUGGGCCUGA
Molecule: messenger RNA, 1758 nt
Organism: Hippocampus zosterae (dwarf seahorse)
Lineage: Eukaryota; Metazoa; Chordata; Actinopteri; Syngnathiformes; Syngnathidae
Product: histidine ammonia-lyase-like
Molecular function (GO): ammonia-lyase activity
Source: RefSeq, a predicted model, not a curated record